Notodromas monacha is the source of this 361-nucleotide messenger RNA. NCBI's taxonomy places the organism in Eukaryota, Metazoa, Arthropoda, Ostracoda, Podocopida, Cyprididae. The record is from the annotation of a GenBank genome assembly.
UUUUAUUAGUAUUUUUUUUGUCGAAGGACUUGAAGAUGAUUUGACUUGAAAAUGCGGAGUUCUCUCGCAUCUUCGAUCACGUUCGAUUAAAAUGAAACUGGCAACAAAAUCGUAACUCACUGCUGCAAGGUCGAACAUAAAUUUUAUGUUCGACAUCCCGGAUGACGACGUUACGGCCCUUAAUCAGAUUUCCGUCGCGAGUCAGACGGGUGUGUCUGAACUGAACGUUUUCCCUUCCUGGAAAGCAUUUAAAAAUGAUUUGCCCCCUGGGCACCCGCCGAUGACGUGGGUUGCCGAACUGAACCACGUUGCUGAAGAAAAAGCUGCCUUUAGAACUGUUUCGGACUUGAAGAUGAUUUGA